This is a messenger RNA of Ficedula albicollis (Collared flycatcher), 1155 nucleotides long. It is a transcript of the gene CTSB, whose product is annotated as cathepsin B. Lineage: Eukaryota; Metazoa; Chordata; Aves; Passeriformes; Muscicapidae. Gene Ontology annotation, cellular component: lysosome. Gene Ontology annotation, biological process: regulation of catalytic activity. The record is from RefSeq and is a predicted model, not a curated record. The coding region runs from base 289 to 1140 and encodes 283 amino acids. Gene Ontology annotation, molecular function: cysteine-type endopeptidase activity. The transcript has 8 exons.
CCGGGAUGACUCAGGCUCCGCCAGCUGCCCCGGCCGCGGCUGCCGAGCGGUCGCGGGGCCGUGAGUGAGUCCGGGUGAGUCCCGGUGAAUCCCAGGCGGUCCCGGUGGAGCCCGGUGGAACCCGGGAGGGGUUGUUGCUCUGCUCCUGUGUCUCCCUCCUGACCUUUGGGGCGACUGGGGACCUGCUGCAGCCACCCAUUUUAUCCUCCCACGUGCUGCUGCAGCUGAGCCCGGCUUGGGAACGUCUCCAGUCUGGCUGCAGGUGGGGUGUCCUGUCCAGCAGCCAAGAUGUGGCCGUCACUGUCCCUCCUGUGCGUCCUGGUGGCCUUUGCCAGCGCUCGCAGCAUUCCUUACUUCCCUCCUCUCUCCGAUGACCUGGUCAACCACAUAAACAAGCUCAACACCACCUGGAAGGCAGGGCACAACUUCCACAAUGCUGACAUGAGCUAUGUGAAGAAGCUCUGUGGCACCUUCCUGGGUGGGCCCAAGCUCCCUGAGAGGGUGGAUUUUGCUGCAGACGUGGAGCUGCCCGAUAACUUCGACUCGCGGACGCAGUGGCCCAACUGCCCCACCAUCAGUGAGAUCAGAGACCAGGGCUCCUGUGGCUCCUGCUGGGCUUUUGGCGCCGUGGAAGCGAUUUCAGACCGGAUCUGUGUCCACACCAACGCCAAGGUCAGCGUGGAGGUCUCAGCUGAGGACCUGCUGUCGUGCUGUGGCUUUGAGUGUGGCAUGGGGUGCAAUGGUGGUUACCCCUCUGGUGCAUGGAGGUACUGGACAGAGAGGGGCCUCGUCUCCGGGGGUCUCUACGAUUCCCACGUGGGCUGCCGGCCCUACUCCAUCCCCCCCUGCGAGCACCACGUCAAUGGCAGCCGGCCCCCCUGCACCGGGGAGGGAGGGGGCACCCCGAGGUGCAGCCGCCACUGCGAGCCCGGAUACUCGCCCUCGUACAAGGAGGACAAGCACUAUGGCAUCACCUCCUACGGAGUCCCUCGCAGCGAGAAGGAAAUCAUGGCUGAGAUCUACAAGAACGGCCCCGUGGAAGGAGCCUUCAUUGUCUAUGAGGAUUUCCUGAUGUACAAAUCUGGUGAGCAGCAGCCCUGGGGCUGUGGGGGGGAGCCCUGUUCCCUGCUUCAUCCAUAGGGUCCCACUUUUAUG